GCUCCGUAAUGCAGAUGCACAGCUCAGGCCUUUUAAUCUGACUGCUAACAUCGUGCUAAGGAGGAUUAAUUUCGGCCACCAAGUGUGAGCCUCAUUAGCCGGAUUGGAUGGAGAAGGCACCAUUUUCACGUGGGAAGACUGGCUGUGCCCCGACAGCACCUCCUUCUGGCGUGGGGAGGGCUGUGGUGACGCCAGCUAGUAAUUCAGUGGCGUUAGUCGUCCGCUGCCUCUGAUGUUGCGAUGAAGGGAAGGGAGCAUUAAUUCGCUUAGAAUUCUGCUGCGGCAAGAAUUCAGGCACAUCCAAAAGGCCGGAAGGAAUCUCCAUCUGAUGACCCAAGUAUUGAUGAAUCACAGACCACUAGGGAACAAAGUCCAGCUCCUAAAACCAGGAAGAGGAAGAGCGGAACUACAGGUUCAUUACCAGGAAUGAACAAACCUUCUACUGAUGGAGAGAUCUCUGAAGCAGAGUCAAACUGUUCUGUGUCUGAGGCCCAGGAACCCAUUUUAAGAGUAACUAGGAGAAGGCAGAUCUUAGUUGCAGGCACCCCAGUUUCCAGUGUAAGGAAAAAGCUGAAAAUAACUCGAGUAAGUGAGUCUCAUACUGAAGAAGAAGUCUCUGAAGCAGAAUCUCAUAUUUCAGGUAAUUCUAGAAUUGUGCAUCCCACAGAAAUAGCAACAAGAACCAGGAGAAGUAAGGCUAAAUCCCGAACCGAUCCAAACCAAGAAUCCCAUGUGGAAGCUAAUUCUGAUGCUGAGUCAUCAUGCUCAGACAUUUCUUCAUUUUCUGGAAUUGCAACUAGGAGAACAACAAGGAGUAUGCAAAGGAAAUUACAGGCACAAACUGAGGAGAAUGAUACUAAGAUUGUACCAGGAAAUGAAAAGCAAAUCAUAAAUACACCUGUGAAUUUAGAGGAUUCAGAUACCAGACGAACUUCUUCUCGUUUACUAGCAAGAUCGCUUUCUCAGAUAAAUAAGCCAGAUACCUCUAAUAAUGAAACUUAUGAUGACCCUGAUAAUGACUCCUUCUUUGGAAAUUCAGGAAAAAAACUAAUAGCGCAAAAACGCCAAAGUUUUAAUAUAAGACAGGAAAAACAAGAUGACGUUUCACCUCUCAAAGAAAUAACAAAGCAGAAUUGUAAGAGCUUAGAUGAAGAAGCCAAAGGAAUAAUAGAUGCGGGAAAAGAAAUUAAUGAGAAAAAUUCUCAGUUGAAGAGUCUUUCUGAACUUCAGGACACUAGUCUUCAGCAGUCACUUUCGCAAAGGCAUUCAACCCCCGAAAGUAGCAAAACCACCUCAGCAUCCUCAAACCUGAACUGUGAGGCUGUAAUGAAAUCGUUAGCUCAGACAUUUGCAGUUGUGGAAGUGGACAGAUGGAAUGAAGAGAGAAACAGCAGCAUAAAAACAAGUGACUGGACAGAACUUAGUGAUGGUGGUGAUAGUGAUGAAGAAGAAGAGUGCACAGUUAUAGUUGUUGGCGAAGACAUGAGCCAAGAAAGGGAUGUAGAUUUUCAGUGUGAUACCAAACUGUGUGAACUUGAGCCCAGCACAUCUCAGGAUAAAGAUGAUUCUGUUUUAUUAGUUCUCAGCAGUGAUGAAAGCCAGCAGUCUGAAAACAGUGAGAAUGAAGAGGACACUGUGUGUUUUGUUGAAAAUAGUGGUCAAAAAGAGUCAUUAAAUGGAGACUCAGAAAAUACAUCACGUGGCAAUGCAUUGUUUGUAAUUGACACAACUCCUCGACUGAAUGCUGAUGAAAAUUUUUACUUGGAUGAAGAAGACAAGGCAAGUGAAGUUGCCACUGAGGAAGAAAAGGAGGAGGAGGAAGAAAGUGAAGAAGAACCAUCAGACAGUGACAGAAAUAAAGAUAAUGAGUUUAGUGAUGAAGACAACUUACUAAAUAGCACAAAAUCUAAACUUCUGAAGUUGACUAGCAGCAGCAUAGAUCCUGGUCUGAGUAUUAAGCAGUUGGGUGGUUUGUAUAUUAAUGUCAAUGCAGACAAGCUACAGUUGAACAAGAGAACACUAACACAGAUCAAGGAGAAAAAGAAAAAUGAGCUUUUGCAGAAAGCCGUCAUUACUCCUGAUUUUGAAAAAAACUACUGUGUCCCACCAUAUAGUGAAUCAAAGUAUAAACUUCAGAAAAAACGCAGACAAGAGCGACAAAAAACAGCAGGUGAUGGCUGGUUUGGUAUGAAAGCUCCAGAACUGACAGAUGAACUGAAAAAUGAUCUCAGAGCACUGAAGAUGAGAGCUAGCAUGGACCCAAAAAGGUUUUACAAGAAAAAUGAUAGAGAUGGCUUCCCCAAGUACUUCCAGAUUGGAACCAUUGUUGACAAUCCAGCUGACUUCUACCAUUCACGAGUUCCCAGGAAACAAAGGAAGAGAACUAUUGUGGAGGAACUGCUGGCCGAUUCUGAGUUCAGAAGAUACAACCGAAGGAAGUACUCAGAGAUUAUGGCUGAAAAGGCAGCAAAUGCAGCAGGAAAGAAGUUUCGAAAGAAGAAGAAGUUUCGCAAUUAAGGUUCACCAAGCAAAUCACAAAAUUUUACAUCUCCCCUUUAUUUAUUACUAAAGAUAUUUUGAAAACUAACACAAGCAUCACAUAAAUUAACAUAGCCUGGCCCUAUUUAUAUAUAGGGAUUUCUCUUUGGAAAAAGUUGAUUUUAGAGAGGAUUAAUCACAUGCCCCUUGGGAUAAAAAUAGGGGUGUCUACAAAGGAUCCACUCAUGCUUAGACCCUUUGAGGAGGAAAAAAAGGAAAAUAACCUCAGUCAUUUAACAUUUUUGUAAAGUUUUCAACAUUUGGUUAUUUAAAGAAAAUUUAAAACAUUUAAAAUAUAAAGUUUGCUAACAUUCAAAAAUUUUAAAGUAAUAUGAUCAAACAUACGUGAGCAAUAUUGUAAUUAUUAUGUAGAGAUGUGUGUGUAGGGGAGAGAUCGUGCCCUUUUGUCAGUUGCACAUUCAAGUCCAGAAAAUUGGUGAAGCUGGGAUACAGAGAUCUUGUUGCCAGUAUAACAGCCACAGUUGAAACCAAAGAAAUGUUAAAAGUGUUCUUGGAGCAUGUGUAUGUUAGUAUAUGACCAAAGAACUAAAUGAAGCUAUGAAAAGGACUUAAAAGAUAGACUACUUGGAAAGUUUGGGUUAAAGGUAGAAGCAGGAGAGCUAUUUUCCUUCUUUAGCAACUGAAACAGGAGGAAAGAUAGAUUUUAUCCAGAUUCAAUGUUGUGUUCCAGUGAAAUAGUAUUAAUAUAAUUUUAGUUUGGCUAGGAGGUAAAGUGGCCCAGCCUAUCUCAUCUCCAGUGGCAGAAAUAUGCAUCCUGGCUAAAGCAACUCACGACACCCAAGGAGUGUUGGCCAUUUCUGUUAAUGCUUCUUGGUGGGUUAUUGCUUCCUUUAUGUCAUUAUUCACGGGACGUCUAUUUUGUAGCAUACUGCUUUCUUGGGAUUUCAGUAAAUAAGAAAUCUCCUAGGGCUUCCCUGGUGGCGCAGUGGUUGAGAGUCUGCCUGCCGAUGCAGGGGACACAGGUUCGUGCCCCGGUCUGGGAAGAUCCCACAUGCCGCAGAGCGGCCGUGCCCGUGAGCCAUGGCUGCUGAGCCUGCGCGUCCGGAGCCUGUGCUCUGCAACGGGAGAGGCCACAACAGUGAGAGGCCCGUGUACAGAAAAAAAAAAAAAGAAAGAAAUCUUCUAUUUUGUGUUUACUGCUUGGGAUCAUAAGCAGCCUAGUAAAAAAACUCACAAUGACAUUCAUAGGUGGAGUUAGUUAGUGAAAUAUCUCUAUCUGUUCUCUUUUAUAGAAAAACUUUUAUUCCAAGAAUAUUAAGUUUUGCCUUCUGGGUAAAAUAAGGACCUGCUAUGAGGGAAUUAAAUAUAAAAACAAGAAAUAAUUUACCCUUUACACAUUCUUCCAGAAGGAGACAUUGUUAGUAGAACGUUUCUUCAGCUCAUGCUACUAUGCCAUAAGAACAGUCAAAGCUGUCAAUCCUUUUGUAUGGUGUUUCUCGGUGCAAUUGAGGACUUACGCAGUUUUUUCUCAGGCUCGAGGUGUGUGUCAACUUUUUAUCUAUUCAUAACUUUCAUGCUGGUUUCUGACUAGUGAAUGCUAGAACAGGUUGAAUUAUUUGAUACUUCAAAACUGCAGUUAUGACAGAUAUUUGGUACAUUAUAGUGCAUUUUACAGGGAAAGCAAGAUUGGAGAACUCUAAUCCUUCCCACACAGAGCAGCAUUAGAGCUCUCUGGAUUGGAAAGCAGUGAUGAGGAACGAGAACUGAACCUAAGCGCCAAGUUCAGCUCUCACUAACCCACCUUAGAGGUGCUCACAGUACGUGUUUUGAGUACAGUUGACUCUUGAACAACACGGGAGUUAGGGGCACUGAAUCCCAUGCAGCUGAAAGUAAGAAACCUUAACAGUAGGCCCUCUGUAUCCACAGUUCUGCAUCUGAGAAUCAACUGCUUUCAGAUCAUGUAGUAUCAAUACUUUAGUAUGGAUUUAUUGAAAAAAAUCUAUGUAUAGUGGACCUGCCCAGUUCAAGCCUGUGUUGUUCAAGGGUCAACUGUAUUAUAGUUACAUUUUAACAUGCUCUUUUUUUGUCUCCAUUGAUUCUUUUUUUUUUAUCUUAUAUGUAUUUUUGUAAGCCACAUAAGUAACUUGGAACAAAGUAGAGAGUUAUCAACAAAUGUCAAAUACCUUAUUCAGUGAAAUAAACAAAUGCUUCAGCUAAAAGUCA
Messenger RNA from Mesoplodon densirostris (Blainville's beaked whale), 4722 nucleotides. RefSeq names its product deoxynucleotidyltransferase terminal interacting protein 2 (gene DNTTIP2). Gene Ontology annotation, cellular component: nucleolus. The coding region runs from base 427 to 2517 and encodes 696 amino acids. Gene Ontology annotation, biological process: RNA processing. The record is from RefSeq and is a predicted model, not a curated record. Gene Ontology annotation, molecular function: RNA binding. The transcript has 7 exons. Lineage: Eukaryota; Metazoa; Chordata; Mammalia; Artiodactyla; Ziphiidae.